GUAAAACUCAGCCAGUGACCUAUCUCAAUAGGAGUGUGUUUUGCAGAUACCAAAAGAACCUCUGUUUAAUAAAUAAAUAUUCGCAAGACUUGAGUGUUUUCACAUUGGGUCUCUGAACAAACAUCUCUUCUCGCUGUUAAACUCUUUUGAGUGGGUUUCUGGUGUGUUUUAAAGCAUUUAGGAGAGAAAUCACGAGGAAAAGACACGCAGCAGAGCCUCACACAGCGGCAGAUAGGAGACGUUUUAACGCUUUCCAAACAAAAUGCAGAAAGGUAUUACGGUUCUUUUGACUUAAAUGUGAGAAGAAACUCCUUUGCUAUCAGUUCGAUUCAAUUUUAGACUUUAGUACUUCCUCCAGAUGUGUAUUUUAUACUUUUAUCGGUACAGAGAAAACACAAGUGGCACAGUAUUCCUGCUGCACCGGUGAGCGGCAGGCUGGGUUGAGUCUCCACGGUUCUCAUGGUGUGUUUAAGUUCCUCUCUUUGCUGGGAGACUUCAUCAGUCACAUCAGACUAGUCGAGAGGAUCAACUUGAUACAGCAUCAUGACAGAAACGGAAGAAGUCCCAGCCCCUGUAGCGGCAGCCCCGGUGAAAGCGAAGAAGAAAGCUUCACAGCCGACCAAGAAGCCCGGUCUCGGUCCCACUGAUGCCAUCAAGUUAGUGUUGGCAUCCAACAAGGGCCCUAAAGGCAUGUCUUUCGUGGCUAUGAAGAAGGCAGCGGCCGCUGAAGGCUACGAUGUUGAACACAAGACCGUCCAUCUGAAAAAAGCCCUCAAGAGGAUGAUUCUGUCAAAAUGCAUCACGCAGGUCAAAGGCAAGGGGGCGUCCGGGUCCUUCAAGCUGUCAAAGCCCGCCGUCAAAGCCAAGAAGCUGGUGGUGAGGAAAUCUGUCGCCAAAGCCAAGAAGCCGGCGGCGAAAGCGAGGCCAACCAAGAAGCCAACUGCUGCAGGAAAGAGCCUGAAGAAGGUGUCCAAGAAGUCAGCUGCUGUGCCCAAGAAGUCAGCUGCUGUGCCCAAGAAGUCAGCUGCUGCGCCCAAGAAGGCAGCUGCGUCCAAGAAGGCAGCUACACCCAAGAAGGCAGCUGCACCCAAGAAGGCAGCUGCGUCCAAGAAGGCAGCUACACCCAAAAGGAAGACAGCUCUCCCGAAGAGGGUUACUAAACCAAAAUCUGUUAAGAAGACCUCAACUAAGAAACCCACAGCCAAGAAAACAGCGAAGAAGUAAACGAACUUAAGU
This is a messenger RNA of Sebastes umbrosus (honeycomb rockfish), 1236 nucleotides long. Its product is annotated as histone H1-like. Gene Ontology annotation, biological process: nucleosome assembly. Gene Ontology annotation, cellular component: nucleosome. The record is from RefSeq and is a predicted model, not a curated record. Gene Ontology annotation, molecular function: DNA binding; structural constituent of chromatin. Lineage: Eukaryota; Metazoa; Chordata; Actinopteri; Perciformes; Sebastidae. Bases 544 to 1224 code for a protein of 226 amino acids. The transcript has a single exon.